Lampris incognitus (smalleye Pacific opah) is the source of this 552-nucleotide messenger RNA. Its product is annotated as autism susceptibility gene 2 protein-like. The coding region runs from base 1 to 552 and encodes 183 amino acids. NCBI's taxonomy places the organism in Eukaryota, Metazoa, Chordata, Actinopteri, Lampriformes, Lampridae. The transcript is spliced from 3 exons. The record is from RefSeq and is a predicted model, not a curated record.
AUGGAUGGCCCUCGAUCCAGCGGCCUCAGGAAAAAGAGGAAGUCGAGGUCCGAGAGGGAUCGGGAGCGUAGAUCGAACGGGGCGAGGAGCAACCAUGUGAGAGGCUCCGUCUUGCGCUUCUCCUCCGACUCGGAGCGGGAGGGGGACAGGGAGCCCUCAUCCUCCCGUCCCAGACCCCCGCGGAGGAAGCGAAAGGAGUCUACCUCCGCCGAGGAGGACAUCAUAGACGGCUUCUCCAUCACGGGCUUCAUGACGCUGGAGGCGCUGGAGAAGGACAUGACACUGAAGCCGCAGGAGCAUAGGGACAACCAGGCAGGACCCUUGCACAAGAAGAGACCCUCCAGGGUGCCAAACGGCCUGAGCUUGGAGCCCUGCAGGAACAAUCACCACCACCAUCACCAGCCUUCGGACCAGGAGAACAAUCCCCGCCUGGCGCGCACGCAAGGCAAGAGGAAGAAGAAACACGUGCACAAGAAACACUCCAUGAACUUUCCCUCUCAGGAAGGCCAGGUCAACUCCCAGUUCAAUGUUGCAACGAACUUUGAGUGCUGA